Mucor velutinosus is the source of this 918-nucleotide messenger RNA. It is a transcript of the gene MDM35, whose product is annotated as Mitochondrial distribution and morphology protein 35. Gene Ontology annotation, molecular function: acetolactate synthase regulator activity. Gene Ontology annotation, biological process: branched-chain amino acid biosynthetic process. Bases 1 to 918 code for a protein of 305 amino acids. Lineage: Eukaryota; Fungi; Mucoromycota; Mucoromycetes; Mucorales; Mucoraceae. Gene Ontology annotation, cellular component: acetolactate synthase complex; mitochondrial nucleoid. The record is from RefSeq and is a predicted model, not a curated record. The transcript has 4 exons.
AUGUUGCGGUCUGUAUGUCAUAAAGCUUUUGCAAAUACUACCACUUUUGUUACACCACAAGUCGCCGUUGUACGACGUGCUUAUUCACCAGCCACCUCUGCCAUGGCCUUCAAGAAGCAUAUGCGUCAAAAAAAGUUUGGCCAUGCUCCCCGCUACUUGCAACCUACUGCUGAGGAUGCCGUCUACAACAUCUUGCGCAAUACCCCUACAACAAGCAGUGAAAAGUCAAAGAGACAUGUCUUGAAUUUGCUCGUUCAGAAUGAACCCGGCGUCCUUAGUAGAUUGUCAGGCGUCUUGGCUGGUAGAAACUUCAACAUUGAAUCCUUGGUGGUGGCAAAUACAGAGGUGCCAGACCUCAGUAGAAUGACGGUGGUGUUCAACGGCAAGAAUGUUCAGAUUGAGCAAGCCAGAAGACAAUUGGAGGAUCUGGUUCCUGUUUGGGCUGUAUUGGAUUACACCCAUACAAAGCUGAUUGAGCGUGAGUUGCUGUUGAUCAAAGUGUCCAUCUUGGGUCCAGAGCAUUUACAUGAGCAAUUACCCACUGCAAAACUGGAUAAUGAAGUUGAAUACGCUGAUGAGAAAUUAAGUGCUACAGCAGAGACUCCUGAAGAGACACCAUCUACUGCCCUUCGCCACACAUUUGAACAUUUGCGUGCUGUCACGGAACUCACUCGCUUGUUUGAGGGAAAGAUUGUUGAUGUCUCUAGCGACUCUGUUGUGGUUGAAGUCUGUGCCAAACCUGAGCGCAUUACCUCUUUUAUGAAGCUUUGUAAGCCAUUCGGCAUCAUUGAAGCUGCUCGAACUGGUGUCAUGGCAAUGCCUCGCUCUCCUGUCCAUGAGCAGUAUGCAGCUCAAACAGAGCAUUCUUACCAAGAUGAUGAUGAUGAAGUAGACCUUAGUGCACUCCCCCCAUCGUAA